CUUGAUCUCCGUAGACAUAUUUUGAUAAGGGAGAUUAAAACUCAAAGUCAAUCUCUCCAGUUAGUUCACUUUGUCCCGUGUUGGGACGCAGAUAUUUCUCCAUGUUCAACUUUUGGUUGUGUCGCAGUUAGUUUCCUCCAUCUGAAGCUCCAGUUGAAGGAACAAAAGAUGAAGACGCCUAAAGAAGUCGUCUUGGGAAUUUUAGAAGACUUGGGAGCUGAGGACCUUGGAAAAUUCCAGUGGUACCUGCAGCAGGAAGGGACCCUUGAAGACUUCCCAGCAAUUCCAAAGAGUAAACUGGAGAAUGUAACCAGGGUGAAGACAGUGGACCAGAUGUUCUCGACCUACUGUAUAAACACUGUUAAUGUGACCAGAAUAGUUUUAAAGAAGAUUUAUCAAAAUGAGCUAGUGAGGAAUUUAUCAAACAUCCCAGAACCUGCAGAGAUUCUUGCUGCUUGCCAGCGAAAAGUCAAAUCCAACUCACAUCAGACAUUCCAGCGUGUGUCUGAGGGGAUUGCUAAAGCAGGAAACAAAACCCUUCUGAAUCAGAUGUUCACAGAGAUCGACAUCACAGAAGCAGGGGUCAAUGAUGAACAUGAGGUCAGACAGACUGAAACAGCAUCCUGGAAACCAGACACACCAGAACCAACAAUCAGACAGGAAGACAUCUUUAAAACUCCACCUAGAAGAGAUAAACCAAUCAGAACAGUGAUGACAAUAGGAGGGGCUGGCAUUGGGAAAACAGUCUUAACACAGAAGUUCACGCUGGACUGGGCUGAAGACAAAGCCAACCAGGACAUCCACUUCACAUUUCCGUUGACCUUCAGAGAGCUGAAUAUGCUGAAAGAGAAAAAGUACAGCUUGGUGGAACUUGUUCAUCACUUCUUUAAUGAAAUCAAAAUAGCAGGAAUCUGCAGGUUUGAUAAGUUAUCGGUUGUCUUCAUCUUUGACGGUCUGGAUGAGUGUCGACUUCCUCUGGACUUCCUCAAUGCUGAGAUCCUGACAGAUGUUACAGAGUCCACCUCAGUGGGUGUGCUGCUGACAAACCUCAUCAGGGGGGAUCUGCUUCCCUCUGCUCGCCUCUGGAUAACCACACGACCUGCUGCAGCCAAUCAGGUCCCUCCUGAGUGUGUUGACAUGGUGACAGAGGUCAGAGGGUUCACUGACCCACAGAAGGAGGAGUACUUCAGGAAGAAAUUCAGAGAUGAGGAGCAGGCCAGCAGAAUCAUCUCCCACAUCAAGACAUCCCGAAGCCUCCACAUCAUGUGCCACAUCCCAGUCUUCUGCUGGAUCACUGCUACAGUUCUGGAGGACGUGUUGAAGACCAGAGAGGGAGGAGAGCUGGCCAAGACCCUGACUGAGAUGUACAUCCACUUCCUGGUGGUUCAGACCAAAGUGAAGAACAUCAAGUAUGAUGGAGGAGCUGAGACAGAUCCACACUGGAGUCCAGACACCAGGGAGAUGAUCGAGUCUCUGGGAAAACUGGCUUUUGAGCAGCUACAGAAACAGAACCCGAUCUUCUAUGAAUCACACGUGAAAGAGUGUGGCAUCGACAUCACAGCAGCCUCAGUGUACUCAGCAGUGUUCACACAGAUCUUUAAAGAGGAGAGAGGCCUGUUCCAGGACAAGGUGUUCAGCUUCGUCCAUCUGAGUGUUCAAGAGUUUCUGGCUGCUCUUCAUGUCCAUCUGACAUUCGCCAACUCUGGAGUCAACCUGCUGUCAGGAAAACAUACAACAUCAACACAGUUCUACCAGAGUGCUGUGGACAAGGCCUUAGAGAGUCCAAAUGGACACCUGGACUUGUUCCUCCGCUUCCUCCUGGGUCUUUCUCUAGAGUCCAAUCAGAAACACCUACAAGGUCUGUUGACACAGACAGGAAGUAGCUUACAGAAAAAUGAGAAAACAGUCAAGUACAUCAAGAAGAAGAUCAGUGAGAAUCUGUCUGCAGAGAGAAGCAUCAAUCUGUUCCACUGUCUGAAUGAACUGAAUGAUCGAUCUCUAGUGAAGCAGAUCCAAGAGUCCCUGAGAUCAGGAAGACUCUCCACAGAUAAACUGUCUCCUGCUCAGUGGUCAGCUCUGGUCUUCAUCUUACUGUCAUCAGAAAACAAUCUGGACGUGUUUGACCUGAAGAAAUACUGUGCUUCAGAGGAGGCUCUUCUGAGGCUGCUGCCAGUGGGAGCUGGAGAUCAUGUCACGGAUAGCCAUCGGGAUAUAAUAGUGGUCCAGUCCUUCUUGGAUGAGGUCAUUCCAGAGAAAUUUUCACAUUUUAAUAAUACUGAUAUUUAUCUUCUUGUUCAUUAUUGUCUCUCCAGGCUGAGAGUCUGUAAGCUGUCAGAUAAAAGCUGUGAAGCUCUGUCCUCAGUUCUCAGCUCCAAGACCUCUAGUCUGAGAGAGCUGGACCUGAGUAACAACAACCUGAAAGAUCCGGUGAAGCGGCUGUCGGCUGGACUUCAGAGUUCACACUGUAAACUGGAGACUCUUAGGCUGAGUGCCUGUAACCUGUCAGAGAAAAGCUGUAAAGUUCUGUCCUCAGUUCUCAGCUCCCAGUCCUCUAGUCUGAGAGAGGUGGACCUGAGUAACAACAAUCUGCAGGAUUCAGGAGGGAAGCUGCUGUUGGCUGGACUUCAGAGUCAACACUGUAAACUGAAGACUCUCAGGCUAAGUGUCUGUAAUCUGUCAGAGAGAAGCUGUGAAGUUCUGUCCUCAGUUCUCAGCUCCCAGUCUAGUCUGAGAGAGCUGGACAUGAGUAACAACAACCUGAAAGAUUCAGGAGGGAAGCUGCUGUCGGCUGGACUUCAGAGUCCACAUUGUAAACUGGAGAAUCUCAGUCUGUCAGGCUGUCUGAUCUCAGAGGAAGGCUGUUCUUCUCUGGUCUCAGCUCUGAACUCCAACCCCUCCCAUCUGAGAGUGCUGGACCUGAGCUACAAUCAUCCAGGAGACUCAGGAGUGAAGCUACUGUCAGCGGGACGGGAGGAUCCACUCUGGAGACUGGACACUCUUAGGGUGGAGCCUGCUGGAGUCAGAUGGUUGACACCAGGUCUGAGGAAGUAUUCCUGUGAACUCGCACUCGACACAAACACUGUGAACAGAAACCUCAAACUGUCUGACAACAACAGGAAGGUGAAACAUGUGGAGGAGUAUCAGUCAUAUCCUAAACAUCCAGAAAGGUUUGACUGUCCUCAGCUGCUGUGUAGAGAUGGUCUGACUGGUCGCUGUUACUGGGAGGUUGAGAGGAAGGGAGGGGUUUCUAUAGCAGUGAGUUACAGAGGAAUCAGCAAGAGAGGAGACAGUGGUGACUGUGUGUUUGGAUAUAAUGAUCAGUCCUGGAGUCUGAACUGCUCUGGUGGUGGUUACUCUGUCAGUCACAAUAACAGAGAAACAUCCAUCUCUUCCUCUGUCUCUGACAGAGUAGCAGUGUAUGUGGACUGUCCUGCUGGCUCUCUGUCCUUCUACACAGUCUCCUCUGCCUCGCUGACCCACCUCUACACCUUCAACACCACAUUCACUGAACCUCUUUAUCCUGCGUUUGGGUUUGGGUAUAAGUCAUAUGGUUGCUCAGUGUCUCUGUGUCCUGUGUAGGACGGAGAGUCUCCUCCUGUCAGAGAACCAGACAGUUGAGUCUGAUCAGGAUCAUCAGAUGAUGUUAGUGAGGAGAAUGUGGGUAUCACUAAUGAUUUCCUGAAUGGAUUAGAUUUUUAAACUAAAUACAAUCAGAUAUAAAUCAGAGAAUAAAUUACUAAACCUCUUUGAGGCUCUUUAUAUAUUUCUAUUUCUUUUUCAGAUUAUUAAAACUAAAUACAAUCAGAUAAUAAAUGAUGAUGUAUUAUUACAGAUUAGUAGCUGCAACAUUAAACUCAUCAUCAUCGUCAUUGUCAUUAGAAACCAGUAAUAUACUGAUUAUUCUGCAGAAUCACCACUUUUACUUUUGGUACUUUAAGUAUUUUUAUGCUGAUACUUUUGUACUUUUACUUAUUUCUACACUGUGGUAUCAGUACUUUAACUUGAGUACUUUGUGGUAUAUUUUAUAUUAUGUUUUAUUAUGAUGUAAUGUUUUUAUUUUGUUAUUAUAAUUCUAAGAGUCAGUCAGUUUUGUCAUUAGUAAACCUCCAUACAGAUCUGUUCCGCUCAUCUCCAUGUUUGUUUUCUCCCUGUCCACGUUUGUUUUCUCCCUGUCCAAACGAUUCCAGCCAAUCAGAGUGAUUCUGAUUGGCUGGCAUCGUUUGGACGGAAAAAAAUACUUUCCUGUUGGACGUUUUGGGCGAGUUUUUUCUGAAUAAGGGCAAAACCAGAAUGUAAUGUGCAUUAAACGUAGUCAGUGACUCUUAAGCCGUUUUCCAACAGUCUCCUGAGUUCAUCUCUUCACAUAGUGAUGCUGUUCUGUGGCUUUGUGCGUUGUCCGUAGGCCGCUGACUCUCCAUGCGCCAACACCUCUUUCCACAUGAUAAUCCAACAUUUGUCUUUUCCUCGUGAGCAAUGCAAAUUUCCACAAAGUCCAUCAACAAGAAUCUCCACUUCUCUCUCUCUCACUCUCCACUGAAGGAGUGAAUGUUACGCAGGUCAGAAACGUUCAUCGUCCAGGCAAAUUAUGGCAUUUUGUGAUGUUUGUUGUCCAGGUUUUGAUAGGAGCAAACAUUACAACAAAGAACAAUGGCGUCUCUGUAAAGAAGCAUCAGCCCUCCCCGGUGUCUACCUGCUACAUCCCUGAUUACCCAGACAGGUAGAAUGCACCUGAGGCCUUUACUACCAACAAAGAUUUGGGGUUACCAAGGGAACUUCAGGUUCAACCCAGGGUUUUGUUUAUCACAAUGGUGGGUCACUUGUUACCGGGUUAAAUUGCCGUGGUAAUUUAUACUGAACACCUAACCUACUCGGGAUUAGAGAUCAACCGGUGUAAAAGCACCGCCUACUGACCAAUCAAUACUCGAUGAUAACGGCGUCACCGUUCUUAGAAGAUCAGGUGGAGCUCGGUGCGGAGAGAGAGAGGUGCGCUAAUAAAAGAUAGAACAUUUAGAGACCGACAACAUCAUUAGCAUUCCCUGAUGGGUUUCUUUAUGAAAAGAUAUAGAUUUUAAGCGGAGGGAAUUGCGUAUCUUCGUCAGCUUCUUGAGCCGUGUGUUGCCAAUGCGACACAUCGACGACACUACGUUAACAAGAAUCUUGUGAGCUGGCUAGUUGACUUUUGAACAGAUAGAUCUCAGAGGGUGAGGGUAAAUGGUGUUUUAUCUUAUCUUUUAACCACUUUUAUGUAACUUAUGAGGCAGCACGGUGGCUCGUUCCGGGCCUUUCUGUGUGGAGUUUGCAUGUUCUUCCCGUGUUUGCGUGGGUUUUCUCCGGGUGCUCCGGUUUCCUCC
Molecule: messenger RNA, 5351 nt
Organism: Sander lucioperca (pikeperch)
Lineage: Eukaryota; Metazoa; Chordata; Actinopteri; Perciformes; Percidae
Product: NACHT, LRR and PYD domains-containing protein 12-like
Exons: 11
Molecular function (GO): protein binding
Source: RefSeq, a predicted model, not a curated record